AGCAAAUCAAUUUUAAAUCUCGAUUGUGCGUUUAUAAAUUAGAAGUUAUUUGUUUCAAAGUUCAAAAAGCAAAAUUUGUAGUGCGCCAAAAGUUUAAAAAAUUAAAAAAAAAAAAAAUUAAAUGUAAUAGAGCUAAACCAUAGCGAAAAGAGCAACAACAUCGCAUAUAGUUGUUAGUUUAUGGAAAGCGGUUUCCAUACUGGAGAGCAAAAGCUAGAACAGCAGCAGCAUACUGUGUCGAUUGAAAAGGAAACUUUAACUAGUUUUGCGAUCGAUCAUCGUACGCCACUGAAUAGUCAACAACGUUUGAUUCCACUGACACGGCAAGUUGUUAAGUUAAUGAUGGAUUUUAACGGCUCCCAUUCGAGCACUAGUAUAUCGGGGAAGAACUUUUACAACACAUUUUCUAUAACGAGUUUGGUGCGCGAAGAAGUACAAAAUAUUUUGCAAGAACUAUGCGUCACCGAUCAGUUUAUACGCAAGGAGGAUAUCGAUGCGUUUAUAGAGCGCUGCCUACGAGAAAAAGUGCAAAUCGAGAGCAAGAGUCCAACGGCCAGUGUUGAGUCGUUGCCAGUUGAUAAUACAGAGAUUGAGGUGACUGUUGAAAUGUUAAACGAGACAGACAAGAACAAAUUAAUCGUUGAGAACUUUCAAAUAUUGGAGCAACGCAUUACCAAUUUGGAAGAACGGAUUUCAACGGUGCUGCAGACUGUGCCAAAAUUGCGUCAUUUACAAGCGAAGAAAUUCAAAAUCAAUACGGAAGUCAUACGCGAGGAACUGCGUAAUGUCAUGCACAAAAUGGCCGAAGAUGAUCCUAUAAAAACAUCGACGACCAUUGAAUUGCGGACUACAACCGAUACUGAUGUUAACGAGACCGAAACAACGCCAAUAUUAAGUGUCGUCGAAACAGACACGAUUCCUUCAGAAAAGAUUACCAAUCCAUAUGACGAUUUGUACUAUGUACACCGUCAAAAUGCCAUGAAUAUAUUGAAUUACAAAAAAUCAAAAGCUACGAUGGAGCUUAAUCAACGAUUACAUUUAAGUCCACACAUUAAGCCAAUCACCACAGAUUUAAACGAUACCAGAUACAAGCAAAAACAAAAGCCAAUAUUCAUUACAAAGUAGUCGAUUUAAAAAUAGCUUUGGAAACAUCUCAAAUCCGCAAUAUUAAAAUUAAAUGUUAAUUUAUUACACAACAGCAAUGUGAAAAGCAAAAUAUAAAAAUGCAAACCGCCAAAAAUUCCAAUGCAAUCAAUGUAGGUAUAUAUGUAUAUAUGUUUGUAAAAUAGUAAAUGUGUGGUCGUGUGUGUAUGUGUGAAGUUUUUGAGUUUUACUACAAUGUAACAUCUUUUAAUACAGUAUCGCUUAUAUUGAAUAAAUCAUCUUCAUCGGCUGCUAGCUCUAGCGGCUUCGGA
This is a messenger RNA of Anastrepha obliqua, 1415 nucleotides long. RefSeq lists its product as uncharacterized. The transcript has a single exon. The record is from RefSeq and is a predicted model, not a curated record. NCBI's taxonomy places the organism in Eukaryota, Metazoa, Arthropoda, Insecta, Diptera, Tephritidae. The coding region runs from base 181 to 1125 and encodes 314 amino acids.